UGUUGAGUGGGCAACGUCAUUGGGGAUGUAGGGAUCAGAUAAAUGUGCAGUUGGAGGAACUGGAGCUCCACAAGUACCAGAGGACAUCUGCAAGAGCUGCUCCCAGAGCCUUGGUGGUUGGUGUAAGAGAUUUCCAAAAUGUCUUACAAUGUGACUCUCAAUGGACCUGGACCAUGGGGUUUCCGACUGCAGGGUGGAAAGGACUUCAACAUGCCUUUGACCAUCUCCAGAAUCACUCCAGGUAGCAAGGCAGCCCAGUCACACAUGAAUCAGGGGGACCUUGUGGUGGCCAUUGAUGGAGUCAACACAGAUGGCAUGACCCACCUGGAAGCCCAGAACAAGAUCAAAUCAGCCAGCUACAACCUGAGCCUCACUCUUCAGAAAUCUAAACGGCCAGCACCAGUUCCAACAGCAAUGCCCAGAGUUGACUCUCCCAGGCCGGUAAUUCCCCAUCAGAAGGACCCUGCUUCAGAAAUCAAUGGCAGCAGAACAACAUUCAGUCUUCUAACUAACACAGCGACUGGGCCUUUGAGUGCUAUUUUAGCAACCAAUGGAACACUUUCAGGCUACCUCAGCAAGCAAGAAAUCAGCUAUUCAAAUAGUUAUUCCUUUUUAAAGACUACUGCAGUUAGAACUUCCAUGUCUUCUCAAUCAGUGACACCUGACAUUUCACCUCCAAAGAGUAAUCUAAGUUCAAAACAAAGCCCUGUGUUCACUGAUGGCCGUAGUCCUAAACACCAGCUGAGCCCUGCAAGGCAGUAUAACAACCCUAUUGGCCUUUACUCAGCAGAGACACUAAAGGAAAUGGCUGAGAUGCAUAAAUUAAGCCUCAAACGAAGGGCUUCAGAAGGUGGACUUCCAAAAGGCACGGAGUAUGUGGAACGCUUCAACCCCAAUGUCUUGAAGGACUCUGCCCUGUCUACACACAAACCUAUUGAGGUGAAAGGCCCAGGUGGCAAGGCUACUAUAAUUCAUGCCCAGUAUAAUACCCCGAUCAGCAUGUAUUCCCAGGAUGCCAUCAUGGAUGCCAUUGCAGGCCAGGCACAGGCCCAAGGUGGUGAAUUUGCUGGUGAAUCUCCAUUGGCUACACUUCCUGUUAAAGAUCCUCAUGUAGACAGUGCUUCUCCAGUGUAUCAGGCUGUGCUUAAAACUCAGAACAAGCCUGAAGAAGAGCUUGAAGACUGGAGUCGCCGUUCUGCGAAUCUGCAGUCAAAGUCUUUCCGCAUCCUUGCCCAGAUGACAGGAACGGAGUACAUGCAAGACCCAGAUGAAGAAGCCCUGAGGAAAUCAAGAGGCAAGGAAAAUGUUGCUGCAGCAGCUGAAAACAGGCCUACAAGUACUACACAUGUGCCACAGUAUGUGACCUCAAGUAUAUGGCAUCUUACUAAGUCACGCACCAUGGAUGCCAACAUUGACAAAGCUAAACCAGUGGCCUCCGAGGGUUCAAGUCAGAGGGAAGCCAGUUUCAGCAGUACUGGCAAGAAAGCCCCUCUUACUUCUUCCAGUAAUCAAAGUACCCCUGUUGAGCAUGCUCCAGUGCCUACCAGCUCUGCCUCUGCUCCUAUGCCAGCUACUUCAGCCAAUCAGCCUGCUAAUGUUGCUCAAAACACAACCAAUCAGAUGACACCACCUUCAGCCAGCCCUACUUCAGUAGCACAAGACUCCUUCUCAUCCUCUUUCCAAAGAGUGUUUGCAGCCCCCACCUCCUUUUCACAGCCUAAACCUUUCACUGGGUCCAAGAACAUGUCACUAGCAGCUUCAACUAUUUUGUGUGCUAUCUCUGCUCAGUCUAGCUUCAACAGGCAUUCUUCUACCUCCAUCAGCUACCAGUCUAAAAAGAGAAGUCCGAGCCAGUCCUAUAUGCCAGCACCAGCUUCCCAUGGUCCAGCUCCUAGCACAAGCUACAGCGAAAGUCCAGUUUCUGCUCCAAAACCAAGAGUUGUCACUACUGCCAGCAUAAAGCCUUCUGUCUACCAUUCAGCCCCUGCCCCGGCACCAGCCCCAGCGCCGACCCUAGCACCAGCACAUUCUUACAUGCCAGGCCAAGCAGAGCCAGCAAGCCGCCCUCCCUGGGUUACAGAUGACUCCUUUUCCCAGAAAUUUGCACCUGGGAAAACCACCACCAGUGUCACCAAACAUAUCCUGCCUCGGGGUGCUCCAGCACCAUCUCCUGCCUCGACUUCAGCCUACCCAACUUCGAUUUCAGCCUCUUCCCAGGCUCCUGCUGUAGCCCGGGGAACUAUUCAAAGGGCUGAGCGUUUUCCAGCCAGCAGCCGAACGCCUCUCUGUGGACACUGUAACAGCAUCAUUCGGGGUCCUUUCCUGGUAGCCAUGGGUCGUUCCUGGCACCCAGAAGAGUUCAACUGUGCUUACUGCAAGACUUCAUUGGCAGAUGUGUGCUUUGUGGAGGAGCAGAACAGUGUCUAUUGUGAGCGUUGUUAUGAGCAGUUCUUUGCACCAACCUGUGCCAGAUGCCAUACCAAGAUCAUGGGGGAAGUGAUGCAUGCCCUCAGGCAAACUUGGCACACAACUUGCUUUGUCUGUGCUGCCUGUAAGAAGCCAUUCGGGAAUAGCCUCUUCCAUAUGGAGGAUGGGGAGCCCUACUGUGAGAAAGAUUAUGUUGCUUUAUUCAGCACAAAAUGCCAUGGCUGUGAUUUUCCUGUUGAGGCAGGGGAUAAAUUCAUAGAAGCUCUUGGACACACUUGGCAUGAUACCUGCUUCAUUUGUGCUGUGUGCCAUGUAAAUUUGGAAGGGCAGCCAUUUUACUCCAAGAAGGAUAAGCCAUUAUGCAAGAAGCAUGCUCAUGCCAUCAAUGUCUAAAGGAAGAGCUGGAAGUCAGUGGCAUGGAGAGAAAAGUGGAAAAAUGAGCAGUUAUAAAAAAGAUAACAGUGGCUAACAUUUCUCUUUGGGGGAAAAAAAGCUAGGAAGCUAUUGAACAUUUCUGAAGUUUAAUUUUAGUUCAUUUUAUAUGGGCUUUUGCAUGGUCUUUAUAUAAAAAAAAAAACUGAAUGAACACCCAAAAGCAAACUAACCAAUCUAUAGAAAAAAGAAUAUUACUUCAAAAGUUAGACAAAAAAUGUGAUUAAAUUUUAACCUUUCAUAUUUAAAAAAAUAAUAAAACAUCAGGUACUUGUUCUAAUAAAUUACCCAGAACAGCUUUACAGCUGAGACCGUACACUAGUGUUAAUGAUAACUGAAAGUCAUUCUUUGUAACAAAAAAAUUAAGUGCCAAAAUAUUAAACAUAGGGUAAUUUGUAGAAUCUAAAUUAUAGCUUUAAAAUAAAAAUAACUAGAUCAGGAUAUCCUCACUGAAACCUGAGCAACAAACAUUUUAGACUUUGAAGGCCUAAAGACACCUCACAGGCUAUCCCAAAUAAGAGGUUUGCCUUGAAUCCACAUAGAACUGGAAUACUACGGACAUAAUAGGUAAUUCAGACUUUGAGAAUUAUUAGAAAGAGAGACAGAACAAUAAAUUCCUUAACCUAGCCCCAACUAGGAUUGAGAUAGGCAAAUGUUUAGGUUUACAUUUGAUCAGUGUAGAAGUCCUUUCCAAGCACAACAGAACACUUCACUGUUGAAUUAGAGUGUAAAAGGCACCUGGCUUUCUCCUUUUUUUUUUUGCAUAUGGGAAUUAAGGAAUUGGGGGAGUUUAGAAAAGAUUCAUGUUGUGUUUCUGUUCAAAGUAGAUUCAUUUUUCCUCUAUCUGUCCUGAAAAUACAUCAUACUGUUAAAGUUAUUUUGAUGCUUAAUUCCCCUGAUUUCAAAUAACUGGGCGCUAGUUACUAGUUACAGCUUCCAUUUAGCAUGGCUAGGAGGAUAGGAGUAGGAUAGCCCAUUCCCUAGUCUUCUCUAGUCAAUCCCAAAUGUUUAGAAAAAAAAACAUAUCUUUUUUCCCCAAGGAAGUCAAUGAAUACCUAUUUAAAAAAAAAUCUUAAAGCAGCACCACAUCACAGGCACAUGCUCUUACUACUGUGAUUAGUUUCUUUAAUGCAAAACAUCCCAAGUGUGGUUGUGUUUGCUGCUGUGAGAAGAUAGAAUCUGACAUUUAGGAUAGUAUUAACAUUUCACCUUUUCUAACACUUUAUAAUACAUUUUCCACUUUAUUCUAGCAAUUAUUUAAAAAAGCUUAUGUAUUGUUGUGAAAAGCAGCUAAUAUUUAUGGUAUUGAUGAUAGCUUUGGAUUCUUAAAUUUAAGUAUCUGCAAUUGUUUUGUAUGAGAGAGAGUAGUUUAUUGAUAUUCAGCAAAGAAAAAUAUUCUGACUUCAACUAUAGAAUGUUCCAUCACUCUUCAAGUUUUACUUGUUUACUUUGAGUGAACAUUAUGAUUGUAUUGUGACUCGCAGUUUUAAGUUAAUGUGUAUGAGGUUCCAGCUACCUGAGGAUAAAGUGUAUGGGCCUACUCUCCCUUCUACUCUGACCCCCAUGCAUCUUGGAUUUUUGCAUAAUCUGAAUAUAGAAGUGGAUUGCUUAGUGAUGUUUAACUUUUCCCUCCUAUUUUUCAUGCCCAUUUUAGGAUAUUUGCUAUCUUAUUUUAUAAGGUAGAAGGCACAUCCAAAGGGAAAUGGGUGAGAAUAAAAGGAACUUUUGGCUCUACUGUGCUUGCUCAAUCCACACUUAGAUUUUGAAAAACUGACAGUCUAAACAUGCCCAUUUGCAGCUUUGACUUGAGUAGCCUGCACUUAUAUAUUAGAGUAUCCUAGUUCUCAUAUAUCUUAGCAGUGUUACAAAGGUUAAAUUUUUUUACAUGGAUGAAUUCAUCUUAAAACAAUUUCUUGAACAUAUUAGGUACUUUCUCUUUUUCUAUAGAAAAGAAAGUUUUCUGCUUCCGAAUAGAGUCAAAUCCUCAGCCUGAUAUGGCUCCAUCAAUUACAUUAGCUAAGGAUCCAGGUCAUUGUAUUCUCCAGUGAGUUAUAAGCAAUGCAAGUUAAAAUUAAUUUCCAUUCACAUUUGGUUUCUAUUACUUCUUUCUCUAGAUACCAAAAUAGUAUUUUUUAUAUACUUGUAUUUCUUUCAGAGGACAAUUCUAGUGCUGUUCAACAGACAAUAGAGUGUAUCAUUCUCUGUCACUUAGAAACAGAGUCAGUAUUAAUAUAUAUGUUACACCAUAAACAGGCUGCACUGAAGCACUUCUGCCAAGCAGUUUGUGUGCCCAGUCCACAGAUAGGAGCUAUUCUGUAUCAGUAUUUCUCUACUUUAAUAGCCAUUUACAUGUAGCUGAUUGCAGCCCAUUUAGCCAUUGCGGAGCUAGCUUCAGUCUGGCUAGCAAUGCAGAUCUGGCUACAGCAGUGAAAAAGGCAGUGUCAUGGGCUUCAGCAGGGGCUGUACAAGCCUGCCAGAAAUCCUGGGUACAGUGGGACACUAAACAGCCAAGCCAGACUUGAGUCCGGUACUGUUAUGAAAAUAAACAAUUGAUUUGUGAGAUCCCAGAACAUAACUGAAAUGAGAUUGUAUGUUAAAAUAUUGUAAGAAAAUUUAGCAUAUUUUUUAGUUUUUCUCUUGCUCUUAAGUAUAGCAAGAAAUUUCCUAAUAAAUAAGGAGGAAAAACUCUUUAUAGAACUUUAAAAAAGAUGAAAAAAGAGAAAAAAAAGGAAAAGCAUGGCACAAACAAGUGUGGCAGUGUGCAGUUGAUUAGAGUACUAUAGUUUCCUUGGUCAGCUUGCCCAAGCUUAAAUUCAUGCUGAUGUUCCUUCACUUCAGUUUGUUACACGAGCUACUAAGAUUAAAGCCAGUUUGCAUUGGCCCAUAUGUGCUGCAGUUGCCUCUGGCUACAUUGUAGGCAUGUCCAUAUUAGUAGCAUACAAUUAAUUUCCAAUUUUGAUUUGCGUUGCUUCCUAGUAGCCUAAAAAUAGGGAAUAGUUACCCACACUUGAGGUCAAAUACCAUUUUUGCACAAACCUCAGACAAAAAUGGGUACUAUUUUGAAUCUUAUUUGGGUAGAAUACCAUGAAAUCACCAUUAUUGUUCUGCCACGUAGAGCAAAUUCAUAAGAAAAAAUAAGAUACACACGUCAAACUCAGAAUAGGGCCCUUCCUUAAUCUGUCACUAGCACAACUGCUGUAGCAAAAUAUUUUUUAUAGGGUGAAUAAAGUGUGUUAUGUUUCAUGUGUUUUAAUAAUUACCUGGGUGUAAGUCAGACAAAACUUUUUAUUCUAAUUCCCAGAGGAUUUGUCUAGAAGAUAAAAAAACAACUGUACCACUGAAUGACCAAUGGAUAAAGAUAUAAAGCAUCAAAACCCAUCUUGUUUGCAGUUAAAAAUACAGUGAACUCUCUAUGCAGUUGAAGAUUCAAAAUCAGCAUGAGACUCUAGAAUUUUUUUCUUUUUCUUUUUUUAUUUAUUUGCAGCACAAAAAGUAAAUCGAAUGGGUCACCAUUUGUUGAGGUCUUUUGAAACAUUUCAUCUUCUAACUAAAAAAAAUUUUAGUUUGGCAUAUUAGAUUCACACGCACACAAAAAUCUAAUUACCAAAUUGUUUGACUUUGGUCCUUCAUUGGUCAGGAAAUUGAAUGAAAUGAUUUAAGAUUUUUUUUUAUUUGUGUUUAAGAAUGUGAAUAUCCACAGCACUAAAAACACUUAUUAGUGUCUAAUGCUGGGCAGUAUGUUUAGCUGCAAUACUUGUCUCCUGGUAGUAGGCAUUAAUUUGUUUAGUAUUUAUAAAUGAUAAAAUUUGCAGCUGAUUGAUUUAUUGCAUGCAGUGAUCAUCCUGGAAGUCUAGCUUUUAUAGUGUAUUGAAAUAUUAACAUAAUACUACAAGUGCCCUUGCUUUUAGAUUUUUUUAAAAGUUUCUAGUUGUUAUUUCAGAAACAGAAUGUAGUAUGGUUUAUGAGGUGUGAGUGAACAUAUCUUGCAUGAAUUAUCAGCGCCAACAUGAAUAAAAUAUUCUAGCAAUAAAAGGGAUGUGCAAAUACUUAUAGAGCUUUCUGUUUGGGGCAUAUUUAUUAAUAUGGCUUGUCAGCAGUUGAUAGCUUUCAGCCAAAGAAUGCUGAUUAGAAGGCAUAAGCAAACAUAUUCUCUACAUCAGAGCCUUAAGAUAAAAGAAAAUGAAUUGAUUCAGCUUUCCAGUGCACUAUACAAACCCAGAACCUGGUGUUAACUAAAUUGUACCAUUUAAUCAGAUAUGAGCAUGCUCUAAAGAUGUAGUGAGUGGUUCUCAAACUUUUAGACGCAAGGUAUACCUUGCUACACUCAGCACUCCUCAGAAAAUACCACUUCUUAGUUCACUCAUUUUUGACCAUAGAAAAAUGAGAGAACAGUGUUUCCAUUGCAAAGAACUCAGAAAGAGAGCAAUAGAUCACAAUGUUUCUAAUAUUAUUAAUUCCUAUUUGAAAUCUCUAGGUUUAGCUCAUGAAGCAUAUUUACACACUUAACAGUGCUAACAUUCUGUGGCACCCUGGGAUACCCUUGAAAGGAUGUCAAGGCACCCCAGUGCCAUGGCACCUAUAUUGAGAAUCAUUGAUGUAGUAGUGUCUGCAAGUUGCAACUGGGCAGGGCUUGUAAAAGUACAGGCCUUAUUGUGUCAAUAAAUACUCCCUAAGUAACUUAAUGAGCAAAGGGAAAAUUCUGAAUGGGGCACAUUGGUGCAGUUUGUAGGCUCACCCCCAUUGUGCAGGUUGUUCUUCUUUUGUUUCCAAGCCAAAGUGACUUUAAAAAAUAUAGAAAAAAAGUCUAAUUCUCUAAUUGAACUCUUAUGCUGGGUUGAACUUCCAAUGGAAGAAAUGGCUCUUCAUGUAACACUAUAAAGAAUUUUUAUUGCAUAAGCUACUAAAACAGAAUUUUUUUCUUACUGUAACCCAUAAACCUCUUCUCUUUUGUCUCCUCACAAAGGUAUUUAAAAGAUCUAAUUACUAUAGAUUAUAUUAAACUUGAUUAAAAGUUGCAUAGAUAAUAAAGUGGCAACCUGAGCUUUAAAUGGCACAAGAAAGCUCUCUAUCAGGAACUGCAAUUUUUUGCAUUUUGAUUUUAUUCUACAGCCAUACUUGUUUAUGAUGUGUGUGAAAGAAGUAAGACUCAGUUACACAGGAAUGCAUUAGAUAAACAAGUCCAUAGAAAGCAAACAUGUAAUUCACCUUUAAUGCUGAAUCACUGUUGUUCAUAUAUUUCUAUUCUGACCCUGUACAUUUUGCAUUUAAGAAAUCCUUAAUGUAAGGGAAAUUGUACUUCACUAAGAAUGGAGUCUAUUAUGUUUGCUGUUGUUUAUUUUUAACAACAAAUAUUAACUGGAGUUCUGCUGAUUAAGAAAGAGGAUUUGUAAAAAAAUGACUGUAAACCAUCCUUGAAUGCAUAAUAACUUGCUUUAUUCUCAUGGCCAAAACAAAGCUAUAGAUGAGAUGGAAUGUUUAGGCAAAAAUUCCUUCCUGUAUACCUAAUGCAUGACAUUAGAUGUCUUUUAAAGAUGCAAGUGGCAAGGAUUUCUUAGGGUGAUAUCUGUUAUUGGACCAAUAACGUAGUUGGGAUAAAGUUCAACAAGCUUUCAAAUGCAAAAUAUUCUUUCUCAGGUCUUCCCCUUUUAUCUUUAGGUUGUGGAUUUUGCAGUGUAAGCAGCAGAUUUUGAUAUCUUCCAUGAUGCAGUAGGGUAACAGUGAUGUAGCCACAGUGGUUCAGAAAUUAUGCAAGAGGCAAGGAUUUCUUAGGGUGGUAUCUUUUAUUGGACGAACUUUUGUAUUGGACCAACUAAUUUUAAAGAUGCGGGCUUUGUUCCUCUGAGGAAGGGCAAACCACAAUAAAUAAAUAAAUAAUUUAAUGAAAUCCUUAUAGUACAGAGAUACCAUUUAAUUGGAAGUAUUCUAAAAUACUUGUUGGACAGCACUCCUUGCUUUCUUCGGUUCCUUCCAAGUUCCAUCUGAGGCAUUUUUCUUGUGAUUUAACAUUAACAGUUUGUUUGGUCUUGAUAAAUUGAAUCAACUGUAGGAGACUGGACCUCUGGGUCUAGGAGUUCCCUUUGAGCCCUCUGUUCAAGGGCCUCUGUUACUUCAAGCAGGGAAAAAACAACAGGCAAGGGCUGUCACAGAGCAGAGGUAGUGUGGCAGAAGGCCACCUCUGUUUCUUCCCAAAAACUCUGCUCUGUGACAGUUUGGUUAGUAUGGGCCCUGCAGAUCAAAGGCUACCCCAGCCACCCUGUUUGCUUUGUGAGAUUUUUCUGAUACUGCUCAACUCUGUGCCCUGUUCCAAACCUACUCCUUGUAACCAGUGGGGUUCUCCUUUGUACCUAGCAUGGUAGAUUUAUUGGGAGUAGGUCUAGAUUAUGCCUUGGGAUUCCCUUGGUUCGGCUGACUAAGGGAGACCACUAUUUGUGCUUCUAACUGAGGAAAGCAUCCUGAGUUCUUGAAGUGAGUCAAGUAUCCUCAAGGGCUACUAGGCCUGUAUUUCCCAGGGGGCACCAUGCCAGGAUCAAGCCCAUCCCUGUGUGAUGGCAGCAAUACCCCCAGGCUAGUAGGUGUAUUCCAGGUAGGGGGCUGGCCAGACGUGAGGCACCCCUGGGAAGGCACUCAGAGCCUGGAAGAUGGUCGGGCACGGUGAGAUGGGUGGCUCAGCACAGGAGCACCCCCUACUGGCUUGCCACAAGGGCUACAAUGUGAUAUAGGCUACUGAGUAAAAAAUAGUUGCAAGAAGUUAAGUAGCCAAAGGAGAUAAAGACUGCAGCAGAGGAGAGGAAGUGAAAUAUGGGGCUAUGAGGAAAUCUGUGUCUAGUUGGAGACUAUAUGAUUGGAAGGGAUGAAGCCCAGGUAUUAGAAACCUGACUUCUGGGCCAGAGAAUGCUGGCAAAUGCAGGAGGCUGGAGAGAGCAUUUUAUUGGGGGAUAGUUUGUUUACACCGGCUGUAAAGGCUGUGAGGUGUGGGCAUGUCUAUGGCUUGAGGCCAGGGAAGACAGCUUAGUGUAGCAGACUUAGGACCCAGGCAAACCCAUUCAUCAGGGAGGCUAGCAUAAAAUACCUCUACAGGGACAGGCCACAGUGGUGCUGGGGAGGCACUGAAUGUUUUUAAUUGUAGGCCUAGAGCCCAUUGGAUUAAGUUAGGGCCAGGGUGUCUGGUUGUGGCCUUGAACCAGGGGCCUUGGCCUGAUCAGCAGGGUUGCUCAGGCUGUUCAAGGCUGUCCUGAAGCUUCCAGCAGGGCUUAGCCCUCUGCUCAUACACUAGCACUGGAGUGGCUGGCCAGAGUCAGCUGACCUUCCAAUUCCCCCAUAUAAACUCCUGACCUGGAGCAGCCUUAUGUAAAGGGCUGACCUGGAACCGGAAGUGUCUGCACAACUAGCCUCUAGCUGAUCCCAGGCAGCCUAGUUGUUCCUUCUCACUUGUGCUCUAAUUGGUCUCUAUUUGAGCUCCUGGCUUCCUGACCCAGCUUGCUGUCUGACUCUGCUCUCUUCCCUAUUCACUAACUUCCUGACUCAGCCUGUUCUUGGACCUAGACCCUGUUCUUGGACUGAUCUACUGGCUUCCUGACCAGGCUUGUCCCUGGAAUCUGUUCAUUCCCCUGACCCUGGUCAGCACCUCAAUCCUAUACCUGGCCACCUGUGGCCUGGUGUACCAAAGAGACCUGGUUGAUAGUACCAUCUGCUAAGCUUGGAUAAAAGGAGAAUUAGAAAGCCAGAGGGAGUUACUGUUGCAUUCUGCAUUUUGGACUGCAGGCUUAGGGCCUGGUGAAUCUAGGCAGACCAAGGGGACUGGUGCAGAGAGAUAUAGGGAGAGCAAGGCAGCUCAGGCCAGCCAGAAGGAGCCCAGAGGUCUGUGUCAAAGGGCCAAGAGCCCAGAGUUAAAUGAUCAAUUUGACUGACAUGGAGAAUAAGAGGUCCCCUGCUCAGGGCAUUGAACUGAGAGCCCAGUGAUGAGCAGAGCAGAGUGAAGCUCCCAAAGUUCACUCUGGUUUCUAGGGCAGUCUCCCCAUUGUGUGAUCAGUUUACAAUUAAGGGGUGGCAGCCAAGGUAGUAGGGUGGUACCCUGGGAGGCUGCCGGAGGGGUGCCUCAGACACCUAGAAGUCGGUAUUGUCACAUGUAAACAAAAAUAUGUAGGUGAGGCAUAUGCGUACUAGGAGACAACAACAUUGAGACAUAGAUUCCCUUUUGAUGAAUGCAGUUUGUACCUGCAAAAUGUGAACCUGCAUUUUUAUAUGUAAAGAAUUAAUUACCUAUGCUGAGUACAUGACCCUUUAACUACCUGAUUGGUCCUUGCUCUCAGGUAGUUAAAUAUUUGAUGUGACUAAUUUUUGGCCAAACUGAAAAUGUGAAGGCUUAAUGGAAAAAUUUAAUUUUGAAAAUUUGGCUCUAAAAAAAAACAUUCCCUAAGGAAUAAAAUAAAUUAUUAUUUGUGCUAAGAUUGUGAAUAUUUAAAUCAAAACAAUAAUUCCUUCUUGGGACAAUGUUUGAUGGCAUUAACUUUAUCAAGUUUUCAUGAGUAACAAGCAAAGUUUUCAGAUCAAGCCUAUAGGUGAGGCAAUGUCAUCAUCUAGUUAUGUGAGCAUGAAACUAGAAAUCAGAAUAUCCUCAACUUGUAA
Alligator sinensis (Chinese alligator) is the source of this 11484-nucleotide messenger RNA. RefSeq names its product LIM domain binding 3 (gene LDB3). Bases 139 to 2820 code for a protein of 893 amino acids. NCBI's taxonomy places the organism in Eukaryota, Metazoa, Chordata, Crocodylia, Alligatoridae. Gene Ontology annotation, molecular function: muscle alpha-actinin binding; actin binding. Gene Ontology annotation, cellular component: Z disc; filamentous actin; stress fiber. Gene Ontology annotation, biological process: actin cytoskeleton organization; muscle structure development; heart development. The transcript has 20 exons. The record is from RefSeq and is a predicted model, not a curated record.